Ruditapes philippinarum (Manila clam) is the source of this 987-nucleotide messenger RNA. Its product is annotated as microfibril-associated glycoprotein 4-like. The transcript has 3 exons. Lineage: Eukaryota; Metazoa; Mollusca; Bivalvia; Venerida; Veneridae. Bases 1 to 987 code for a protein of 328 amino acids. The record is from RefSeq and is a predicted model, not a curated record.
AUGGAAGCAGAUACUUUGGAAAGGGGACGUUUUACUCGUACAUCUACAUUUAAAAUAGAAAAGGUAUCUUAUAUCCCUCAAACCGAUGCAGCGGUGAUUCUACAUCAUGAAAAGUCAUUGUUAUCCUGUGUCUAUCAUUGUCAAAGUCUUGAGCUGGCAUCGUCAUAUUUCAAUGAGAAUAACUCCACAUGUUAUUGUAGUACUGUUGAUGAUAACAAUAAAGAUAACUAUGAGAAUGUAGACGCAGACAUAACCCAUGGAAUAAGAACUGAAAUGAUGUCGAUAGCUUACAUUCAAGAAGGCAGUCAAAAAGUAAAAAGAAUACAUACACACCCAGAGCCCUUUGAUUGCCUUGCUCUUUACCAACAAGGCUAUACCGAGGACGGUGUUUAUGUCAUUAAACCAACUGGAAGUUCUGCUACUGAUGUGUGGUGUGAUAUGACCAAUGGUGGAUGGACGGUUAUGCAACGCCGGCAAGACGGAUCUGAAGAUUUCUACAGAAAUUGGGAUGAAUACAAACAUGGAUUUGGGAAUUGGAGUGGCGAAUAUUGGCUUGCACUUGAAAACAUUUAUCAUUUGACAAGUAACGACAGUUCACUGCACAUAUACAUGGAAACAUUCAAAACUCACAAUAUGAAUCCGUUUUCUGCUUUUGCUGAAUAUUCCAUCUUCAAGAUUAAUGACGAGAGUGACAAAUACAGAUUGACGGUUGCAGGGUAUCACGGAUCGUGCUACAAUUCCUUAUUGUAUCAUAAUAAUUGUCAAUUUACAACAAAAGACAAUGACAAUGAUAAUGUGGAUGACAAUAAUUGUGCAGUGGCAUAUAGCGGAGCUUGGUGGUACAAACACUGUCAUCACGUAAAUCUUAAUGGAUAUUACCUAAACGGAACAAACACUGAAUUUGGUCGGGGGAUUAUUUGGCUCAACUGCUGGAGUCAUUAUAACUCUCUCAAAAUUUCUGAAAUGAAAACUAGGAGAAACAAUUAA